AGUAGGUAAAGGUUGCUCUCCCUGCCCUCUCAGCAACCUAGCUGCUCUUCCCUGGCGUUCCCCUCCCGCUUUCCUUGGCGGGUGGCGAGGGGAGGGGCGCAGGUGCUGCUGGCUGGGGGGUCCGCACCUCUGGGCGGUGUCUCCUCACCUGUGCGCGGCUCUCCGCGGCCGCCACGCCCGGCAGCCGGGGGCGGGAGCGCUCUGCCGUGCUGGCGCUGACAAGCGGGGGGCUCCCGGCGCCGGAGGCGGUGCGGCGGCAUCCCCAUCAUCAUCCUCCUCCUCCCUGUCCUUUCCUCCCUCCUCCCUGCCUCCGUCUCCUCCCUCUCUUCCCCCGGGCGCCCUCUGCACUUUCUUCUCGAACCACCCUCGUAGGCAAACUUUGAUGGGGAACCUCGCACCGCGCUGGAAAAAUGCCUGUUAUGAAGGGAUUACUGGCACCUCAGAACACCUUUCUCGACACCAUCGCCACCCGGUUUGACGGCACACAUAGUAACUUCAUCCUUGCAAAUGCUCAGGUGGCUAAAGGAUUCCCUAUUGUUUACUGCUCAGAUGGCUUCUGUGAGCUUGCUGGAUUUGCACGAACUGAAGUCAUGCAGAAGAGCUGCAGCUGUAAAUUUUUACUUGGUGGUGAAACAAAUGAGCAGAUGAUUCUUCAAAUUGAGAAAUCAUUGGAGGAAAAGAUAGAAUUCAAGGGAGAAAUCAUGUUCUAUAAGAAGAAUGGGUCUUCAUUCUGGUGCCUACUGGAUAUUGUUCCAAUAAAGAAUGAAAAAGGAGAUGUAGUACUCUUUCUGGCCUCUUUCAAAGACAUAACAGACACAAAAGUGAAGAUUGCUGCAGAAGACAAAAAGGAAGAAAAAUGGAAAGGAAGAGGAAGAGCGGGGUCACAUUUUGAGUCAGCACGAAGACGGAGUAGAGCUGUCCUUUAUCAUAUCUCUGGACAUCUACAAAGAAGAGAGAAGAACAAAUUAAAAAUUAAUAAUAAUGUUUUUGUAGAUAAACCAGCAUUUCCAGAAUACAAAGUUUCAGAUGCAAAAAAAUCCAAAUUCAUACUGUUGCAUUUUAGCACUUUUAAAGCUGGCUGGGACUGGCUUAUUUUACUGGCAACGUUUUAUGUUGCUGUGACUGUACCUUACAAUGUUUGCUUUAUUGGCCAUGAUGAGCUGUCUACGACUCGAAGCACAACUGUCAGUGACAUUGCAGUGGAAAUUCUUUUUAUCAUCGAUAUUAUUCUAAAUUUCCGAACAACGUAUGUCAGCAAGUCUGGCCAAGUUAUAUUUGAAGCAAGAUCUAUUUGUAUCCACUACGUGACUACCUGGUUUAUCAUUGAUUUAAUUGCUGCACUUCCUUUUGAUCUUCUUUACGCUUUCAAUGUCACUGUGGUUUCCCUUGUCCACCUCCUAAAGACAGUCCGGUUAUUACGCCUCUUGCGUCUCCUUCAGAAGUUGGAUCGUUACUCCCAGCACAGCACAAUUGUUCUCACACUUCUCAUGUCCAUGUUUGCCUUGCUUGCUCAUUGGAUGGCCUGCAUUUGGUAUGUCAUAGGGAAAAGGGAGAUGGAACAGAAUAACCCCCUUACCUGGGACAUAGGUUGGCUUCAUGAGUUAGGAAAACGUAUUGAGUCUCCUUACUAUGAGAAUAAUACACUAGGAGGCCCAUCAAUCAGAAGUGCCUAUAUAGCUGCCCUAUAUUUCACCCUCAGCAGCCUCACCAGUGUUGGGUUUGGAAAUGUUUCAGCCAACACCGAUGCUGAAAAGAUCUUCUCCAUUUGCACAAUGCUGAUUGGAGCUUUGAUGCAUGCCUUGGUGUUUGGCAAUGUGACUGCCAUAAUUCAGAGGAUGUACUCCAGAUGGUCCCUUUAUCACACAAGAACGAAGGAUCUGAAGGACUUUAUACGGGUCCAUCACCUGCCACAGCAGCUAAAGCAAAGAAUGCUUGAAUAUUUCCAAACCACGUGGUCCGUCAAUAAUGGAAUUGAUUCCAAUGAGCUUUUAAAAGACUUCCCGGAUGAGCUACGUUCAGACAUCACCAUGCACUUGAACAAGGAGAUUUUGCAGCUCUCCCUUUUUGAGUGUGCCAGCCGUGGUUGCCUCAGGUCUCUGUCUCUGCAUAUCAAAACCUCCUUCUGUGCUCCUGGGGAAUACCUCCUCCGGCAGGGAGAUGCCCUGCAAGCGAUCUACUUUGUGUGCUCAGGUUCCAUGGAAGUCCUGAAGGACAGCACGGUGCUGGCAAUUCUUGGUAAAGGAGAUUUAAUUGGAGCAAACCUAUCUAUUCGGGAUCAAGUAAUUAAAACAAAUGCAGAUGUUAAAGCUCUCACAUACUGUGACCUCCAAUGCAUUAUCCUCAAAGGUCUCUUUGAAGUGCUCGACCUUUACCCAGAGUAUGCUCACAAGUUUGUUGAAGACAUACAGCAUGAUCUCACAUACAAUCUAAGAGAAGGCCAUGAAAGUGAUGUAAUAUCAAAAUUAUCAAACAAGUCUACGCUAUCUCAGACAGAGCUCAAGGGAAACGGAAAUAUAAAGAAGAGACUCCCUUUAAUUGUGGAAGAUGAAGAUGAGGAUGAGGAGGGAGAAGAAGAGAGCAGCACCCUUUCACCAAUCCAUACAAGAAGCACAAAUUGCUCUCAGCAGAAGAAGGCUGGAAGCAAAAGCCACCUAGGGAGAAACUUGAAGCAGUUGGCCUCAGGAACAGUGCCCUUUCAUUCACCUAUCCGUGCUUGCAGUUCAAACCCCUCAAGAACCAAACAUGAAACAGAGCUCCAUUACUACUCCAGAAGGAAGGAGAAAAACCUUAAGUUACACCUUUCAGCACUGACCACCAGUGGUCCACCCAACCUGAGCCCAAGAAUUGUUGAUGGGAUUGAAGAUGGAAAUCAUAAUGAGGAAAGCCAAACCUUUGACUUCAGCUCUGAUCAGUUUAGGCAGGACUCCCGGUUAUCUCCUACGGCUGGAGAGGCUGAAAUUGGUGCUGCCGUGCUUGUUAUCAAAGUAGAAGAGACCAAACAGCAGAUCAACAGGCUUAAUAAUGAGGUGACAACUUUAACUCAAGAAGUCUCACAAUUAAGUAAGGAUAUGAAGAAUGUGUUGCACCUUCUGGAGAACCUGCUCACAUCCCAGAAGCCUCCCGGGUUCUGUGCUGUGCAUGGUAUAUCUCAAAGCCCUACCCUGGAAAGCCUGCAGUCUCGAAUGGCUUGGACUACACAUCAACCUUGCACACACAUGCAAGCUGGCAACUUUACUUACACCAAAGCACAACUUUGCCACGGCAACACAUUAUGUGACAUUUGGAAUACGGAUCUGUCCUCUGUGGGCAGUAGUCCCCAAAGAACCGAACCCAACCCACAAAAUUCUAUAGAUGGUGAAUUUUACUAUACACCAGGCCUUCACAAUUCCCUCUCCCAGAAUCAGGUAAUUCAGAGAGACAAUUCACAGUUUUUAAGAUGCACCUCUCCCCAUUCAGACACUACCUUGACUCCUCUUCAGUCUAUUUCAGCAACUCUUUCUUCUUCAGUAUGCUCUUCAUCAGAGACAUCAUUACACCUCGUGCUCCCCAGCAGGUCUGAGGAAGGUAGCUUCAGCCAAGGAGCAAUCAGCUCAUUAAGCCUGGAGAACUUGCCGGUAUCAUGGGACCCGGAAGGAACAGCGGGAGUAGUUUCUGCACAGACCCCAGAUUUCCCGAUAGACAUUGUGACAAGCACAAGGGAUGUUAAAGAUAAAGAUUACCGAGCCAUAGACGUCUAAUGAGAAACAGUGAAAUGAUACUCAAAGCACGUUCCACAGCUGUCAGUUUUAAACUCAGAGAGUACUGCGUGACUGCUUCAUUUGACCUUUUCUCUGGCAAUCAUGGAGACUUACAAACAUGAAAACUCAGAUUUCUAGAGGAAGGUAUAUAGAAAAGGCGCCAGUUAAUAUUAUAGGAAAAAAAAAUUUCUAGAUUCUAAAAGCAUGAUGAAAAGCAUUUUGUAUACAGAUACAUCUUAUUGUUCUAUUUGGCAGACUCUUGUGAUAGUCCAAAGACCCUGGGGGUCAGAGCAGCUGGAAGCCUAGGACAAAAGAACUGUCAUGGGUGGCUUUUGUUCAUCAAAGCAAAGGUUUUCCCUGAGUGUCUGACUGUUGCUCUCAAACAGUAUGUAAGGCACUGUUUGCUUCAGGUGAUUGUGGGUCCUGCUGGUGUGUUUGUCAGUUCUGUGAAGGCAAAGGGACAAUUAUCGCUGCAUGUCAUCUAGACAAUCAACCAAAUAGAGCUGGUAGAGAGUGGUUAGUUGUUGCACGUUAUUUGUCAUGUAAAUGGAACCUCUUAAUUUAUCUAAAAAUGCUAUUUUUAUAUACUUGGUAUGAAACAUGUACUUAAAAAUUAUUUAAAAUAUUUAUAAGGAGAAUAAGAGUUUGUUUUCAUUUUGGCAAAAGCUUGCAGUUUUAACAAGAAGUGCACUACCAUCAUGUAUUAGAUCAAAUACUAUUUAUUGUUAAGAUAUUAUGUAGUUUACAAAUUUAUUCCCUUUUAUGUGCAUGUAAUUUGCAAUGAAUGUAUUCAUGCUGGUGGAAUACAAAUAAAUUAAGGUAUUAUUUUAUUAAAAAAAAAUAAAACAGCUGGAAUGUUGAAUCCUAUACUAAGUCAGCUAUUACUACUUUGAAAGUGAAAUGUUAUACUGACAACAUUAAGUACCCUUGGUUUAUGUCUAAGUAUGGUAGUACUAUUGAUAAGAGCAAGUCAACAUUUUACUACACAAUCCCUGUUUUGGGAUUUUGUAUCUUGACAAGAAAAUUAAGAAGGAUGAAAACCAUUGAGCAAAUUGAGGAAUAUUAAAAGAGAAAAUUACAAUGGUUUAGUCAGAAUCAAAGAAAUUAAUUUAAAUUUAUUUGUCUGAUGAUUUUUGCUUACAUAUGUAAAAACUAGCUUUGACCUUUGGUCAAAAAAAAAAAAAAAACAAAA
Columba livia (rock pigeon) is the source of this 4929-nucleotide messenger RNA. RefSeq names its product potassium voltage-gated channel subfamily H member 8 (gene KCNH8). Gene Ontology annotation, biological process: potassium ion transmembrane transport; regulation of membrane potential. NCBI's taxonomy places the organism in Eukaryota, Metazoa, Chordata, Aves, Columbiformes, Columbidae. Gene Ontology annotation, molecular function: voltage-gated potassium channel activity. Gene Ontology annotation, cellular component: plasma membrane. The transcript has 16 exons. The record is from RefSeq and is a predicted model, not a curated record. The coding region runs from base 411 to 3737 and encodes 1108 amino acids.